AUGGCUGAGGUUCAGGCUCGUUCUCAGGCCCCGUCCUCUCGCGGCAGAGGCGGUGGCCGGGGGGGUAGAGCCGGGUUUGGUGGCCGCGGUGCUGCGAACAGACGAACUAACGGCGACAAGCCCUCAGCCGCAGACUCACCCUCCCUCGACGACGACGACGACGGCGAUGUAAGCCAGCUAAAAAAACAGUACGGCGCUAAACUGGACACUAUCAAGGAACUUUUCCCGGCUUGGUCCAACGCCGACAUCCUCUAUGCCCUGCAGGAAACCGAUGGUGACGUUGCGGUUACCGCCACGCGGAUUGCUGAAGGUACCAUCUCGCAAUGGGGUGAAGUGCCAAAGCAGAAGAGGACCACCGCUCGCCCCAAGCCCAAGGAACCGUCCGCACCAGCUCUUGAUACAAUUGGCAGCGGUAGGCCUGCCCGCGGCGGUCGCUCCGAUGGCCUGCGAGGCGCGCGUGCUCGUGGGACCGAGAGAGGCCGCGGAGGUGGCAGGGGACGGGCAGCGAUCCACUCUUCUACUAAUGGUCACCGGUCCAAGGAUAACCAACCGCUCUCGGUCCCCACCGAGGAGUCGUCAGGCUGGGGAAAUGCCAUCUCGAGUGAUGAGCAGCCGACGGCGGCGGAUUCCCACGUUGAUACAACCGCGGAGACCACGACGACCUCUACCCCUGCUGCGACCGCCGCGACCGCCAUAACUACCACGACUGCCACAACUGCUGCGAGUACUGACGCUGCGCCUGUUAAAUCCCAUGUCAUCCCCCAGGGCACGCAGAAAACUUGGGCCAGCAUGCUACGACAAUCCACCGCGCCGAAGCCUGCACCGAAACCCAAGGAUGUCCCUGCUCCCAAACCCGCCGAAGUUCUCGAGCCCCUCCCGCCCGCUGAGCCUGCUCCAGAGCCCGAACCGGAACCCGUAGUCGAGGAAGCGCCCAAAGAAGUCGUCGAACCACCCGCCCCCGUUGAACCGCCCCAGGUAGCUGAACCCGAAGUCACGCUGCCCCCUCCCGAAGACGACCUGACGCGAGUAAACCUGGAACAACUGCCCGACGAAUCGAAGCCACCCGCCACGGUUACUGCUGCCAGCACAGCUGCAGAUUCGUGGGAUCCUCGGCAGCCUCAGCCAAGCGCGACCGCCACCCCGCUCUCAGCCUCGCAGGCUCAACGCCAAUCAGCACGACCAACUCCUACUAGUGGUUUCGCGACGACCGCGCUCAAGGCGACCGAACGUCCUGUUACCCGCGUGCCAAGCCACCAGAGACGUAUUCUCGAACAGGAGGAGCCGGUCCGUAUGCCUGGUAAUCGAGAAGUCGACCGUACGGCUGUACAAUUUGGCGCGUUUAACCUGAACGGGGUCGAGGACGAUAUCGACGGCGACCGUGAAGAUCCUGAGACCAGGACUCAACCACCACCUGAGUCCCCCGUGGCCGUCCCCCGCGCUUCGUUACCCCCGGUGUCUCAACCCGCCGCCGUUCCCGACACCUUCUCGACAGCACCAAAACCCGCCGCUACGUUACCGUCGGCACCCGCUGCAGCUGCGACAGUUGUAGCUCCACCCACCGGUCCUGCGGCUACCACGGCUCAGCCCCCUCAAGCACCCUCAAGCAACCCACAGUUUGGGCGGUACGGUCAGACGAACGCGCAGGAGCCAGCUGGUUUCUCUCAAAAGCCGUACGAUACCUUCGGCCAGCAGACUGCCACUACCACGGUCGGUCUAGACAGCUUCUCCGCUCCCACCACACAAGCACCGGGACCUCAAGCCAGCGGCACCUUCAGCUCGGCGCCCGAAUACCAAUCGUACUAUAACACUGCCGACCCGCAGAGCCGAACUUCGUAUGGGAGCUACUACGGCCAGCAGUACGGACAGCAUGGCGGCCAGAGUCACCAUGAGCCCUCGAACCCCCCGAACCGCGGGUUUAGUGGCUACAAUGCUAAUCAGACUGACAACCUCAGUCAGUAUCCGCAGAGUGGCGCCCAGCCAACCCGGUACGGGGCUGCCGCAUCUGCCGAUUCUCACAACAGCGGACACAAUACUCCGAAUCCGAUCGGCCAGGGAGGCCAGCAGACCUCCGGCCAAACCAACCAACCUCAGUCCAAUCUGCAUCAACCGCACGCCAACCAAUACCCCUACCAGCACCCGUAUUACUCUAGCCCGUACUACGCUCAGUACGUGAGCCAGUACGGCGGCGGUUACGGACAGGGUGGCUACGCCGGGGCCCCGUAUGCGAAGGGUGGGCUUUACGGACAGCCUCACCAAUACGGGAUGUCGCCCCAGGGCCCAUACGACCACGGGUCGUCUCCCGCAACCAGCGGGUUUGGCCAGUCUACCCUCGCGGGACGUGACAGCGGCUUGAACUCCAGCAUCGACAAUUACGGCCGUGCAGGCUCAACGCAGUCCGGAGCUCCCAGCGGCCUCGGCGCUAGCGGAUUCGGAGGCGUGCAUGACACGUUUGGGCGCGGCUCCGGUUACCCAUCUCAGGCCGGUCAAUCCUUCAACGCCCCGAACGCCCCUACGUCUAACGCCGGCUCGGGGAACGACGACCUAAAGCCGUACGGCGACGCUAAAGCCGCCGCCGGCCCUAGCCCUUCUCUCGGCGCGGCAGCACGGCCAGGAUCGGCGACUAACACAGCUCCUGCUGGAUCUGGUCUUCCGCCUUCUCAGUCGGCCCAAGGCAUGGGCGCGUAUGCCGCGUAUCCCAGCCACUUGACCCACGGCCUUCACGGUAACCAGUCUGGAGGUAGCGGCUACGGUGUUGGCGGUACAGCCGGACAAGGUCACGGCAAUACCCCGUAUGGCGGUUACGGGGGUAACCAAGGCUUCGGGAAUUACUAUGGUGGCCGACAACAGCAAGGUGGUUGGGGCGGCAACUACCAUUAA
Durotheca rogersii is the source of this 2877-nucleotide messenger RNA. RefSeq lists its product as uncharacterized. Gene Ontology annotation, cellular component: cytoplasm; nucleus. The record is from RefSeq and is a predicted model, not a curated record. The coding region runs from base 1 to 2877 and encodes 958 amino acids. Lineage: Eukaryota; Fungi; Ascomycota; Sordariomycetes; Xylariales; Xylariaceae. The transcript is spliced from 4 exons. Gene Ontology annotation, molecular function: ubiquitin binding.